Molecule: messenger RNA, 2500 nt
Organism: Schistosoma margrebowiei
Lineage: Eukaryota; Metazoa; Platyhelminthes; Trematoda; Strigeidida; Schistosomatidae
Source: the annotation of a GenBank genome assembly
GUGGACUUAUUCCACCAGUCCUUGUUGCGAGCCCGCCGGCAUUUUGAUUCAAAAUGUCCUCGGAAGCUCAGAAUUAUUCCGGGGAUGAAGGAGAGGAGUACAAUAGCCCCUACAGGAAAAAUCCGCCUCGGGUUCGGAAGAAAAACCGGUACUAUAGUGAUGAUUAUUAUGAGCCCCCAACAAAUUACAAACCCCGAUUACUACAUUCCCCAAGACCCCCUGUACAAGCAGAAGAAAUGUCACCAAAAGUGAGAAAGCCUGCUAAACUGCAUAAAUCAAUGAUUGGGCAUAUGCCCUGGCGUACGCAAAUGCAUCAUCCUGAAAGGCGAAUGGCACAAACAAAUGCCGUCCGUCUGCGGAAUGUUUUGAAGCUACCGAAGGCACAUAAAUGGGUGUUUUACGAGUGGUUCUACUCCAAUUUGGACAGACCUUUAUUACUAGGCGAAAAUGAUUUCCGCAUUUGUCUUCGUGAGAGCUUUCCAAACGUCAAAACUCGCCGUUUAUCACGUGCUCAUUGGUCACUACUACGUCGUUUGAUGGGAAAGCCACGUCGUUGUUCUACAGCUUUCUUUGACGAAGAACGUCGUUCCCUUAAUGAAAAGCGUGAAAAAAUCCGCACCUUGCAAGCUACUCGGUCAGUGCAACUAGAGUUCCUAAGAGAUCUCCCGGACGAUAUGCACGUUCCAAUGCCACUAAUAAUAGGAACGAAAAUAACUGCUAGGGUUCGCUACCCAACGGAUGGUUUGUACACUGGGAAAGUCGAUGCUAUCGAUGCAUUAAGACAUUGCUAUCGUGUCACUUUCGAUAAGCCUGCUCUUGGCACUCGGUCAAUACCUGACUAUGAAGUCCUGAGUAUUUUACCCCAAGAAACUAUACCCUUGUCUGCAUACAAAACCCAGCACAAAGCCAGUCGUAAUCUUUUCAUGAGUCCCGCUCGACUUCUGGCACAAUCUGCUUUACAGGGCAAACGUCAUCAUAUGCAUCAUCAUAAAUUCGGACAUGGAAUAGGACAGGGUGGUGGUGGGUCCGGUGAUUUAGCUGUUCAUGACUGCCCUUUAUGUCAGUCGGAAGCUGCAGCUGCAGCUAGUGGUGGGACUAUUGGUGGUAGUCCGUCGACGAGAACUCCAAACUUCAUGACCACCACCUCUACCACUAAUAAUAAUAAUCUCUUGUCAACCCCGUUAAAACUUCCUGCAAUUAGCAGCGGUGACGUUGCUGCAUCAAUGGGCAGUGCUGCACUAUCUUUGAAUGAAUCUUCAGGUGGUCGCUUACUUCUCAAUGAGGCCGAUAUAUAUGGAGGGUAUCCAAUGAAAUUUUUAGUCAUGGUGACAAAAUUAUCUAAAAUUCUAGAAGUUAAGAAACGAUGUGUUGAUGAAUUACAAGAUUUAAAUGAUGAAGCAGAACGAAAAAUAUCUAAUAAAGCUGAAUUAUCUUUAGAAUUUCAACAUACAUAUCUCACUUUGGUUAUGCAUUUAGAACGUUUAAAUAAAGAAUUAAAUCAAUAUUUAGUACAUGUAUUACAAUAUGCAAAUGAAAUUGCUCAAGAACAUGGUGUAGCGCCGUUAGAACAAGCAGCUGAUUUUAAACAGCGUUGUGAUGAAGAUGCCUAUGAAAUCGUUACACGAAUAAAGAGUAUGCAGAUGUGCGAUUUGCAUCGAUACCACCAUUAAGUAAUAAGAAAUCCACGCAGAAUGCAAGUAUGCCAAAAAGAGAUAAAUCAGUUGCAGUCCUCAACAUGAACUACGAAAUCUAAACAACCCUUGCAAAUGAAUAAAAAUUCAUCCUUGUUGCACAAGCUCAGUCAACAAUGCGUUGGGCGUUAGAAGUGAAAGGUACUGGGUUCGGGUCUCAAUGUAAACAUUGAUACCAUAUGGUUGUAGUUCCAUCCAGCUGAUGAGUUUCGAAUAGGAAAAAGCUCAAAAAUUCCGAAAUUUGAAAACAGUUGAUCUGAUUACAAAACUUGUCAGUUUACUUGUACAAAUUCGUUCAUUAAGUGAACAUGAAGAAUCUACAUAUGAUUGUUCUAGUAUACAAGAAUCUUUACAUGAAUUAAAAUCAAGUAUUCAUUCUAGUAAUGUUCAUGUAUUUGAAAAUAGUGUGGAAAUCUCUAUCCAUCACACAUUAAGCGGUCUUUGUACAUUAAGUAAUUUAAAUUCAUUUUUAUAUACACAUCCUAAUCAUUUGCAUUAUUUAUAAUAAUAAUAAUGAUAAUCAUCAUCUUCUUUGUGAAUAAAUCAACAAAUCAAUGAUAUGAAAGUACCAUUAUGUUGAUGAUUUUCUCCCGGAAAAGAUAAACGAUACACAAAAAGAGGAUGAAUGAUGAUUGUGUAGUAUCUUUAUUAAGAUUUUCGUUAUUCAUUAUUCUUUUUUUGUUUGUUGUUUUUCCUUCUUUGGUGAAGUAAAAUGUUUAUGUUUAUAUAAAUAUGAAUUUGUUCUCACGUAUAUUGUUUUUUUUUCUGUUUUGUUUUGUAUAAAAAUAUAUAUUGUAUUUAUUUUUUUA